Molecule: messenger RNA, 360 nt
Organism: Medioppia subpectinata
Lineage: Eukaryota; Metazoa; Arthropoda; Arachnida; Sarcoptiformes; Oppiidae
Source: the annotation of a GenBank genome assembly
AUGGCAAACUCUUUUAUGGGCACUCGACCAAUACUAGUGGUCUCAGACCCGGAGCUCAUUAAAGAUAUGAAUAUUAAAAACUUUCACCAUUUUGUCGAUCAUAUGGACACCAAAUCUGGCGAUCCUUUAAACGACCGGUCGUUGUUUAAUCUGAUGGGAGACGAGUGGAAAGCCAUGCGAUCUGUGAUAAGUCCGACAUUUUCAUCGGGAAAGAUGCGAGCAAUGCAUCCACUGAUCAUCGAUUGUGUCCAUCGAUUGGACCAAUACUUGGAGACAAAGGCUAUAAAUGGGGAUGAAUUGGAUGUGAAGCGAGCGAUGGGUAACCUAACUAUGGAUGUGAUCGCUUCAUGUACUAGUUAA